This is a messenger RNA of Alternaria atra, 1290 nucleotides long. RefSeq lists its product as uncharacterized. Gene Ontology annotation, molecular function: S-adenosylmethionine-dependent methyltransferase activity. The record is from RefSeq and is a predicted model, not a curated record. The transcript has 2 exons. The coding region runs from base 1 to 1290 and encodes 429 amino acids. NCBI's taxonomy places the organism in Eukaryota, Fungi, Ascomycota, Dothideomycetes, Pleosporales, Pleosporaceae.
AUGGCAACGGAAAUGCAAGAAUCAUACGACCCAACCACCGACCCUGAGGAACAAAGACUCAUCCUCUCAGUCCUAGACUCUUUCCGCUCCUACCGCCGCCUCGCUCACUACAAUGGCACACACCUCCGCCGUCAAGCCUUUUAUUCCCUCCCACAAUCGCAUUGGACACUGCUAUCAAGCCCACCUUUCUCUAUCUUAUCCACACUCUCUCAAGUAGACGACCUAAUCGAUAGCAACGCCGAGCUAGCGGAAGCCAUCUUUAUAGCAGGUUUCAAAGCCUUCUUAGCACCCACUCUGGACAGUGACUGGGUAGCUUCAAUUGUGCCAGAGAAGUAUACUUACGACGAAUACAAGGUCUUCGGGAUUGUCAUGGAUGCAUUGGGAGCGAAGACGAGCGAGGGUGAUGUGGAGAAGGCACGGAGUUGUGUGAACCAGUUCUGGAGGGAGUGGAGUCAAGAAGGAGAAGCGGAGAGGAUCAAAUGCUUCAAACCUGUUGUCGCAGCACUGGAGCACGAGUUCACCUUACGAAGCAGUACGAUCUCGGAUUCAGAUCGUGCAAAUACCAAAGUCCUGGUUCCAGGUGUAGGGCUAGGCCGUCUCGUCUUCGACAUAUGUCGUACAGGCUUCAGCGUCGAGGGGAACGAGAUCUCCUACCAUAUGCUCAUGGCAAGUGCGUUAAUUUUGAACGAGACAAAAGGGACUGGACAAUUCAAGAUUGCUCCCUGGGCACUAAACAGCUCAAAUCACGUCUCCCGGGAAGACCAAUUGAGAGCAGUCACGGUACCGGAUGUGCAUCCAGCAGCGGAGCUAGCAAAAGAGGGGGCUUCGAGAGUUCCGGCAAGUGAGCGGAUGGGCAUGUCUACUGGCGACUUUUGCGUUGUCUACGGCCGACAAGACUACGCGGAGGAAUUCGAUGCUGUAGCAACCGUCUUCUUCAUCGACACUGCACCGAACAUUAUUCGGUAUAUCGAAGCUGUUCGCAACUGUCUAAAGUCUGGUGGGCUUUGGAUUAAUCUUGGUCCUUUGUUAUGGCAUCCACCACCACGGAGAGUGCAUGACGAAGACGAGGUUGCGGAGGACGAAAGAAGGAGAGCCGAUGUAGACGCAGGAAUUGGUGAUCCAGGUUCGGUAGAACUCACGAACGACGAGGUGAUCGCGCUGGUUGAGCAUUUUGGGUUUGUAAUAGAGAAGCAAGAGCAUGGUACUGUCGAGACAGGGUAUAUCUCCAAUACACGGAGUAUGCUGCAAAGUACAUACCGCCCUUCCUUCUGGAUAGCGAGGAAGAAAUAA